Molecule: messenger RNA, 1596 nt
Organism: Exaiptasia diaphana
Lineage: Eukaryota; Metazoa; Cnidaria; Anthozoa; Actiniaria; Aiptasiidae
Product: glutamic acid-rich protein
Exons: 2
Coding region: 254-1339 (361 amino acids)
Source: RefSeq, a predicted model, not a curated record
UGGUUGCUGCGUGUUGGUCCCUUGAGACUAAUAGGAAGCUCUAUUCGCUUAGUUUUGCGUGAUGAAAUUGUUUUCUUUUCUUAGCAACCAAACAUGUGGACAAUCAAACUUCAAUAGCAAGCAGUUCAGAUAUCGUGAGGGAAGUGUGAAGUCGUUUAUCUUCGCAAAUAGAGUAAAGUUUUGCUGUUAAAAACCGUUUAAAAUAUCAAAGAUCUAUUACGACAUUAAUUGGGUUGUUGACAAUUGCACAAUAAUGGACGAAAAGUUGCUGUCUUUGGUUGUAAACGUAGCAAGCGAACGUAGAGAAGCUUGCGAAUGGCUCAGUCUAACAAGCCAAGUCGAGGAGCAAAAGUAUCGCCAGUUUAGUGCUGACCUCGAAAGAAGAMGACGACGAAAGUACAACACACACUUGGAAGAACAGAAGAAAGUCGAGAAAGAGCUCGACAAUUUACAGAAAGAYAGACAACGGUUUGAGAGAGAGAAGCAACUUCGACGAAGGAAAAGUUCAUCAGCUUKCAAGGCGAAGAAACAGUCAUCAAAAUCACAGGAAAAAGGCAAGAAAAAUGAUUUCCCACUUCACGGAGAGGCCCUCGGAGGAUCAGCUUCAAUCGCGUUUGAUCCCAAARUUGAGAGCGUUUCAAGACGUCGUCGAAGGAAGGCCAAAACAGACAAUAAGACAAAGAAAGAAAAAGCACGAUCGAUKAAUGAGCUUGAGGACGAAAGCUCGAUAAACUUCCCUUACUUGAGUGAAAAGGAAGUGAAAAAGUUUCACCAAAGCUGUAAGUCUGCUGGCCUGCGUGCCGAGUGUCGUCGGUGGGGCGCAGCGUGGCUGUACGCUAAAAAAGAACAAGAUUCGACACCGAACAAAGACGAAAGAUGGAACACGCUGCUUCUUAAUGCAGAGAAAGAGAAAAUGCRCUCUUUGCGCGAAAAAUGGAUGGUACUAAAAGAUAAACAACUUUUAAACAGCUGGAUUAACGAUAAAAUGCCAGCGUGUUCAACAGAAAAGUACUCAGAAAAGAAACGUUUAGAAACUGACCCGAAAAGCAAAGCAGAGAGAGAAAAUUCAAUUAUUUUCAAGGAGCACUGUGAAAACAUUAAGGCAUCCAAAAAUGUAUCUACGAUAAACAAACAAUCAAACAGCAAAGAAAAGAUUUUUACUUCUCCAUUUUCCAAGGYAAAGGAAGUCARCCCMGCGCCAUGGUCAAUAAAACUAAAUAAAAACUUUGCGUCUAUAGCAGAUAUGACUAAACGACAAGAACAGAAAGUUGAAGAGAAUUUAAAAAUUAAACGACACUUACCUGUAAGUGGAAGUUUGAUUGUAAUUCUACCGAUAUAACACGUGACUGAGAGAUUACAUGAGAUAUUACGUCACACAACUGCCGGUCACUAUUUAAAGGAAGGGUUGGUGUGACAACAAAUUGUACACCCCCUAUCUGAAUGUAAUUUUUAUCUUUUAUUGAUCUAUUGAAAAUGUCUGGGAGUGGAGGGAGGGCAUGUAAUCUCUCAGUCACGUGUUAUAUCGGUAGAAUUACAAUCAAACUUCCACUUACAGGUAAGUGUCGUUUAAUUUUUAAAUUCUACCUCACUAUCACG